Messenger RNA from Wasmannia auropunctata (little fire ant), 4884 nucleotides. RefSeq names its product single-minded homolog 2-like (gene sim). Gene Ontology annotation, cellular component: transcription regulator complex; cytoplasm; nucleus. The record is from RefSeq and is a predicted model, not a curated record. Lineage: Eukaryota; Metazoa; Arthropoda; Insecta; Hymenoptera; Formicidae. The transcript has 9 exons. Bases 1712 to 3847 code for a protein of 711 amino acids. Gene Ontology annotation, biological process: regulation of transcription by RNA polymerase II. Gene Ontology annotation, molecular function: protein dimerization activity; DNA-binding transcription factor activity, RNA polymerase II-specific; RNA polymerase II transcription regulatory region sequence-specific DNA binding.
AGGAGAUCGUCGUGUGAUCGUCGCGGGGGAGGGAGUGUGAUCGUUUCGAUUAUCGCGAGAGAGGUGUACCGCAAGCGUCGUAUGUUCUUCAGGGAGAGGAUAUACCUUCGUGGAGAAAUUCCGUCGCUGAGAGAAGCGACGAACGACCGCGUUUGCGGGAAUUGCGUGAGAUGCAAGUUUCAUUCGAGAUACCGAAUUUUAGCGUGACCGAGCGCUAUUAAUCGCUCCGUCGGCGGCUGUAUCGAGUUGCAAGCGGUGAUAUUCCGAACAAGAAACGGGAGAAGACGGCGAUUGCAGAGUCGGCAGAGUGACUAUAAACGUUUUUAAUUUUACGCCGACAUUCGGAGAUUCGGUGCGUGUCGUGCAAUAGAAACGAUUUGAAAAAAGAGAUCGAAUUGUUUUUGUUAUCACAAAAACUAGAUCGUGAAUUAUGCGACGAGAGUUUCAACAAUCUCGGGCGGGGAGGAAAACCGAAAGCGAGAUUAUACGAAGGAUCGCUCCAGUACGUUCCAUAGAAAACGUAUUGAUUUCGAUCGCGAAUCAAUCUAACGCGAGGUGCAGCCAUUUAAAGAAGUGACUUCUCCGUUUGUUGAACUACAAUUUCGACGUGAGUUAUAGUUUGAUUGACAUUUAAAUGGCUUGCUUGAGAAUACCGGUGGCUCUUCAAAUCCCGACGGAGAGGCAACGCAACGGACUCUGAGAGUGCGAUCGGUUUAUUUCUAAUACGAAUGUUUGCAAAAAGAAAUUCGACACUAAUUGACAAUCAACGUGUCUAGUGCGUGUAUCGGUGUUUUGCCGUAAAGGAAUUAGAAGCAGUUUGUCGAUAAACACUUCAGGAAUAGAUAAAAAUGAGAUAAAAAGCUAGAAAUAAAAAAGAUAUUUCGUACUGAUUUCAAUAGCUUUAGUUAAUUGAAGAGAAUCGUUAAUAGUAUAGUGAUUAAAGCGAAAAGAAGAAAUCUAUUUGAAUAAUAAUAAAAUAAAAUAACUAUUUUCAAUGAAAGAUCGCUUCACAAAAUAGAGUUUCGGAACAAGCUUAAAGCUGUUUAUUAUUAACGGAAAAUUCAAGUCAUUUUAACCGCGGAUUAUUGCUAACGGAAAUUUCGAGCUAUUUAACUGUGCAAUAACAACGAAUAAAUCGCGACGUAGUGCAAUAAUAAUAACGAAUAAGUUCUAUAACAUUUUUUUUUAACGUAAACGUAAAGCAGGACGUGUAUCGCAGUUAUCGCAAAAGAAACGCUUAAAUGUACCAUGAGAAACUAGCAUCAUUAAUAGCUGUGGUUAAAGUGAUUCGAUCGACGAUUGACGAGCUGCCUCGACAAAUCGAUGGUGCCGACGAGUCUCAAAAUUGCGCGGCGAUACGAGUGAGGAGAGCGGCGAGUCGUGCCGGAAAUGGCGAGGAAAUUCGAGGCGUCGCUGGAAAUGUGUCAAGUACCGUCGGCUUGAUAAAAGUGCGCGUCUCCAGGGAAGUCGAGCGAAAUCGGAGGGAGCCUGCCGAGGGAGAUUAAUUGGUUCCACCCACUCUCUUCCCCCUGCAGGCCCCAAUGAGAGAUAAAAGCGGGCUCUCACUAAAGACAGCAGCUCUUCCUCAGAUACGUUGGAUCUGAGCUCGCCUCAUUAUCAUCAUCAUCAUCAUCAUAACAAUAACAACAACAACAACAACAAUUCGAACGGCGUUGCUAGUUCCACCACGUCUGGUAGUCAAGAAAACGUGAUGAAAGAGAAAAGCAAAAACGCAGCGCGAUCGCGCCGCGUUAAGGAGAAUCAGGAAUUUUUUGAGCUGGGGAAACUGUUGCCACUUCCGCAUACCGUUACUACGCAACUGGACAAGGCCAGCAUUAUCAGACUGACCACCAGUUACCUCAAGAUGAGAGCCGUUUUUCCUCACGGUCUAGGGGACGAAUGGGGUGCCGCGCCACCGUCCAACAAUCCCUUAGAAACCACUAUCAAGGAACUCGGCUCGCAUAUCUUACAAGUGAGCGAUCAUCAUACAAUUAUCGAUGAGGAUGAUACACUGGACGGCUUUAUCUUCGUCGUGGCACCAGAUGGGAAAAUUAUGUACAUAAGCGAGACAGCUAGCGUGCACUUAGGUUUGUCGCAGGUGGAAUUAACGGGAAACAGCAUAUUCGAGUACAUUUAUCCGGAAGAUCGCAACGAGAUGGUUUCCGUGUUGAAUCUUCCGCAGAGCCCAGCGGAUCUCGCGGGUUUCACAUUCCCGCCACCGAAUUCGCGAGGUGAAAUCGAGCUGGAACGUGCCUUUCUCCUCAGGAUGAAGUGCAUCCUGGCGAAAAGGAACGCGGGCCUUGUCACGGAGGGAUACAAGGUCAUACACUGUUCCGGUUAUUUAAAGUGUAUCGUGGAGGCUCCAAUCGGAUCCGAAUAUGAGGACGGUAUCGGACGGUGUAUUCGUAACGUCGGUCUAAUGGCCGUCGGUCAUUCGUUGCCGACGAGUUCCAUAACCGAAAUUAAGUUACACCACAACAUGUUUAUGUUCAGAGCGUCACUCGAUCUGAAACUCAUAUUCCUCGAUGCCAGAGUGGCGCAAUUAACAGGUUACGAUCCACCGGACUUAAUUGAGAAAACGCUAUACCACUACGUGCACGGAUGCGACAUUCUGCAGCUGCGACACGCUCAUCAUGUUCUAUUGCGCAAAGGUCAAGUGACAACGAGGUACUAUAGAUUUCUGACGAAAACUGGCGGUUGGGUGUGGAUGCAGUCGUACGUGACGAUCGUGCACAAUUCACGAAGUUCGCGUCCGCACUGCAUCGUCUCUGUGAAUUACGUCUUGACGGCUACCGAGAACACGGGCCUGAUCCUGAACUGCGAGCAGAAGUCGUCCUGCUCGAGUCCGGGAAAUCCGCCAAGCGCUCCGGUGUCGACACCCGUCACGAUCGGUGCGAGUGACCUGGACAAUCACAGCCCGAGCCCGCCUUCUUAUCGUAGUAGGACCAAGGAGCCACCCGAUACCGACUACGCCGACAGUUCCGGUUAUCCCAACUCGGAGUAUCUGGCGACUUCGACCAAUCACAGCCAUUACCUGCCGUCCUAUGCGCACAGCAUCAAUGGUGCAGCCCACGAGGACAGCGCUUACUACAGUUCAGAUUUGUUCUAUCAAUACAGUGACCUCCACCAAGAUCCCGUGAACACCCUGCAGCACCAGCAAGACACGCAUCAUCAACAUCUUCUGCAUCACGCCACAUCUCUAACUAUUCAACAGCACAGCCCACAGAACAAUCAACAGAAACGACAGCAUCCCCAGCAUCUGCUGCACCAGGGUGCGUCAUCUUUGACAGCCCUCGAGCAGCAGCAGCAACAGCAACAGCAGCAGCAACAGCAGCAGCAGCACAGUCCUCAGAGCCAACAGAAGCGACCUUACUCGACAUCUUCGAGUUCCUGCGGUAGCACCGACGGUCUGGACGUGCACCUGACAAAUUCCCUGAGCCUGCUACCGUCGGGAUACCACUCGUCGCAUCAUCACCAUCACAUGCCGCCGGACUCGACGUCGUCGACGACGUUGAACGAGGCUGGCGGCGUCAUCAUGUACCCGAACUGCGGUUUCAACAACAACGAGAGCUACAACGCCGCGGCGCUUCAACAUCACGAAGGCUACCAACAGGGUCACCCUCAGGUCCACCACAGUAACGGCAACGGAACGGUGAAGCACCCCCAUCAUCAUCAUCUGGAGGCCUCGUCGGCCGGCUACACGAGCGUCAUCGUCGACUCCCAGCAGUACAGUCCCAGUACCGUUCCCCAGGAGCUGCACGCGCAUCAGGCGGCGCCGGUGAGCGGCGGCACGCCGCCGCUGCACCACCAGCCUCAUUACGAGACGCAUCAUCAGUUUGUUCACUGACAUCAAUUCGAGGUGCCCUGCGCGUAGCACUUCGACGCCGCUUGCGAUGAUGACGCGUGCGGGCAUCAUCAUCGUCAUCAUCAACAACAGCAGCAGCAGCGUCAUGGCGUAACGUCAGAGUGCGGUGGGGAACAGUACGCUGGGCAUCAGAUGGACAAUGACAACUACAAUCCCGCUGGGUCUCACGUCACUUACGUGACGCCCUACAAACGACUCUGGAAGAUGGAGGAACGAAGUGUCUCCACUUUAAGAGGUAAUUCGUAAUUAGAGAAAUUAGUGCCAUAAUGUGAUAAUAUUCUUAUUAAAUGCUAACACGUCAAGAAAUCUUUAUAUUAGUUUUUUUGUCUUUAUACUAGGCGUCUUUCGACACACAUAUCGAAUUGACACAUUCUGUUGUGGUAGUACGUCUUUUUAUAAAUUUUAGCUGAUUGCCGUCGACGUUGGGGUUUGUAAUAAGAUAAAUUUCUUUCAAAGUAGUUAUAAACACGAUAUUUUAAAGCAAGAUGAUUUAUAGUUCGUAUUCUUACUUUAAUGACUCUAAAAUUCUGCAGCAAUCAGCUAUAAAUAUAAGUUUAUUGUAUCCGGCUUUCGUUUUAGAAAGAUGAAAAAAUUAUUUGUGAAAAUGUUAAUAUGUUCUCUAUAUAUAUAUAUAUAAAUAUAUAUGUACUAUCUAUAUUUUGCAUCUGCAUGCGAAAGUUCUUAUUACCAAUAAAAACAAUUUUCGCGCGAGUUCGAUAAGAAUGUGAUGAAAUAUUAUUUAAAGUAUAGUAUUUCUUUGUGUGAUAGAUGCUUCACAAAAUUUCACGUAGAGAAAAGAAGUUGCGGCAAAACCGGCAUUCCAUUUUGUGAGCUAAGAGAAUCAUGUAACUAGUCAUAAUUGAUCUAUGUACUUUUCUAUUUCACUUGUAUUAUCACGUUAUCGCCAUAGAAUCUCGAUAAUAACGCAAUCGACGACUACAGCGGCGGUCAAAGGGAACCUUGUUUGAUCUCAACAUUCUUGCAGAAAAUAACUUUAAUAAAUACUAUUGGAAUAAAAA